Molecule: messenger RNA, 1628 nt
Organism: Osmia lignaria (orchard mason bee)
Lineage: Eukaryota; Metazoa; Arthropoda; Insecta; Hymenoptera; Megachilidae
Source: RefSeq, a predicted model, not a curated record
CAGUUUGCAGAUUCGUAAUCAGCGUACAAAACACUAUAAGAAUCACCUAGUGGGAAUCGGAUCGUCCAAAAAAAGUUAAAAUUUGUUGUACUGUGUUAUUACUUCAAAUUCUCGAAGUUUUUAUUUAUGAGAACGGGCGAGGCCGCGACAGGGAUGUUAGUAAACUCAUAAAACAGUUUGGAUACGUAGGGUCGCGAUUAGAACAUUUCAGAUCUAUCGGAGUCCUGCAUAUUUCUUAACUAAAUUUAGAAGUUGUUAAAAAGAAUAAAAGUGUUUAAAUGCUGCAGGAGCUAAUAUUAACAAUUUGUUCUGAAAUAAUUUGCAAGAAGGUAAAUGUACACAAACUUAUUCUGUUUUCCGCAACGCGUAAAUGGGACUUUCCGUCUCGUUAAGCAUCGUACUCACUUCAGCAUUUCGGCCCGAACGAAUGCUUUCGGCGCACGAACGUCCGUUCGGGUGAAAUUUCUUUGCCCUCUCGAGCAUCGCAUUCGUGUAUACAAAAUCGUGCUCUGGCUGUUCGCGCAAACCUUUCUACCUGGGGUGUCGUAAACCAGUCGAAGUAAGAAUAUCGUCAGGAACGGACGUACUACCAGAAACCCGUCCACACCGAGCGCUUGUUCGCACGAAAAUACUUUGACUAACCGACAGCGGUCGGAAAGCGUUCGUUCGUGCUCGGGGCCUUCGCGAACACAGUAACGGGCCGUACUCACUUUGAAAUGGACGAGCAACACGAGAGUAACCAGUUGUCGAUACAACUCUUGAGGAAGGUCGACAUGGAGUGGACAAACGAAAUGGCACUUCGUCUCAUUGACGAAUAUGAGAGGUACCCGAUACUGUGGAAUCUGAAAGACGAAUUUCAUUAUUCGCGAAAUAAGAAAAUUGACGCGUGGGAAGCUAUUGCUAAAGUUUUUGGAGUGCAAAGCAGUCAAGCGAAACAAAAAAUGAAUAGUUUGCUAGCGUCUUUUCGCCGGGAAAAAGCAAAGGGUGCAAGGAGUAUUGGAAAGGGAAAAGCUCGUAAAGAUGUGUAUAUAUCAAAGUGGUUCGCUUUCAAGCGAAUGCUUUAUUUAUUAGACAAAGACGAACCGCGAGCAACAUUAGACACAAAGAAGGUCCCUGCAGUACCACGUGCUUUCCAUCCAUUGAUCCUAUGCAAUUUGGGAAAUUCCGAAAGCUGCAAUGAGGAAAAUAAUGCAGAACAGCCCAUACCUCACAAAAACCCGAUCGAAAAUACGGAUACGAAUGAAAUUGCUACUCCAGUGCCUCCGAAACGUCAUAAGCGAGCUUACGAAAAAAGGGAUGAGGAGAGAUUGGAGGAAGCAUUCAAGAUUUUAAAACAAUCAAUAUCAAAGGAGCAACCGGACGAGUGCGAGACUUAUACGAAACAUAUUGCCAAUAAGCUCCGAAGUUAUAGCAUUCGCACACGUGCUCAAGUAGAGUAUGCUAUUAACAAAACUUUAUUCGAGGCAGAUAUGGGGAUGUAUGAUCUAGCUGCAUCAAAUCAGCAUUAUCAUACUCACUCCGUUCAGCAUUUCCAAAAUCAUGAAAUGUCAAGGAAUUUCCAUAGGAAACCGGCUUCACCUACUCCGACUGCGAUCAUUAAUAUUUUAAAUGCCGAAAAAGAUUUGUAA